GCGCACACAAAAGAUCGGCAUACAUCGUGACGUCACGACGAAAUGCGCUCAAAGCCAAUGGUCAUAUGUAUCAGCGAGAGCGAGUACCAGCUAUCAGUAUUAGCCCGGUCAUCUUUCUGUACGCGACACGCGCGAUGCCGAUUGCGCGCGGCAAGACGAGCGGCAAGGCGAUCUCUUCGCAGCCGAGAAACACUUUGAUAUCUGUGCGCGAAGAAGUUUGCAUUGAAGCGCAGCCCGAGAUGAAAAACAUUGUUUCGCGAACGCGAUGACGGAACACUGAUUCACAUCCAUGAUCCAUUGUCGACGAACGUUUUUCUCGACCAUCGCUAAUCGCGCCGAUUUUUAGCAUCGACUAAAAAAAAAGACUAAAGAAUAUCGACGCGCUUAAUCGCGCAUUCGUUCGCGUUUGUUCUUUUGCAUUUGCUCGUGGGUGAUUGGAUUGCUGUCGGCGAUCGAGACAACGCCAAUGAGAUUUCGCGGGACCUGGAGAUUUUGCCGUCUCGCAAACGCGGGUGUUCGACCUCGUGCAAAGGCCAAGCGGUAGCGCGCGAGCGAGUCGCGCGACCUCUCAAUAUUAGUUCGAUGUUAGAGAGUCAAUGUUUCUUACGCUUUUGGACUGAUCGUGGAUAUUUCGACGUGCCGCUUCGUUAAACGAGAAUGGAACAGCUUGGAUGACACAAAAUAACUGGUUGUACACCAUUCAUCAUGAAUACAACGCGAGAACCGAAACAGUACGUUUCGCCGCAUGGGUGCCUGGGUUGACGAACGUUUCGCGGAGGAGGAGGUGGUCCCAAGUAAUCAAAGUGCUACUUGGACUUGGAGAAUCUGGGGCCGCAAUUGCAAUGGUGGUGGACCAUUGCAUGGUCGACCGGGUGCCGACUAUCAAUCGCCAGACAACUUUACAUCGACCUGGUCGUCAGCAUCCCUAUUACCGUUGCGCCGUCAGUUCACUAGGCAGCUCUACGAGUGGCCUUGUUUACCGUUGUUUAAGUCAAGGACGAAAUUAGACCUUUAUUAAAUCGAUCGUUCCGAUUUGCGGAGGAGAAGGGCCGCCCAAAUUUCCUUGCAAAUAUACAGAUUGCUCGAAAAUUUUUGUUACCGCGUGUGAUUGUUCGUAUGUGUGCGUCUAUGUGCGUCUAUGCGUAUCGUACGGGAUCAGUUUCCACAUCACGAAGAGGAGGGAAAUUGGAUCGCAAGUAUUUUGAUAUCUCGAAAGAAAAGUGAAGUACCACCUUUAUAUUCUUCAUUUCUUCAAUAUGGCCGAGUGGACCAAGUUUAGCGAUGGAGACAAGCAGAUUCGACUCGACGAACGAACGACGAAUGAUACGACCGUGAGGCGAUUAUCGUACAUCGAAACGAGUGACGAUGAAAUUAUCAACGAAGGAAAUUUACGUAUGGCAAACGAUCCAAACAAUUGCGUUGAUUGCGAUGAUAACUGUGAAGAGGCGAUUAUGGAUUCGUGUUCGGUUCGGGGAUCGGAGUACGUCAACGGCUUCCGAAACAACUCAGACUCAUUGGAAGAUGCAGACGGAGACAAGCGAAAGGAAGAAGAAGUAAGAUUUGUAGAGAACGAUCCGGAACGAACAGAGCAAUCGGGCUCGAGGAUACGGUGGGAAGCUCAUCAAGAGCUAAAAGAAGCUUCGCAAAAUUUACAAAGUUCACCAAAGAGACCCAAUAGCCUCUACAAAGAGGAUGCAGCAUCUAGUCCACAGAAACUCAAGAGCGUUUUCAAUGAGAGGGGUACAAUUUUUAACAGGUCUCCUACCAGCAGGAUUCUUUCGUCAUCCAAGAGUCACUCGUCGACCGAAAAGAGUACCGAGAAACUCGUGAACGGUAAAUCUCCAAAGGAAGACAAGCAGCAGCACCAUGUGCAAUUCAACAAAGAUUCUCAAAAGCAGCAGCUACGUCACACACCUGAGGAAAGACCGCAUCCAAGUCCAUCAAUUUCUACGUCUACCACAAGCAGUUCCGAGGACAAUUCCAGCUUGGGACAGUUUUGUGAAGCUAGACCUCCCGACGGAGGUUGGGGCUGGGUCGUCGUGGCGGCCUCCUUUAUGGUAAAUUUGAUCGCGGAUGGCAUUACCUUCUCCUUUGGCGUAAUAUACGUUGAAUUUCUCAAUUAUUUCGGCGAGGGCAAGUCCAAGACAGCAUGGAUCGGCAGUCUCUUUAUGGCGAUGCCAUUAUUGUCGGGACCGGUGGCAAGUUUUUUAACCGACCGGUACGGAUGUAGAAAAGUGUCGGUGGCCGGGAGUAUUCUGGCGACAGCUGGUUUCGUCAUAAGUUCCUAUGCAAACUCUAUGGAAGUACUCAUCUUCACAUUCGGCAUCGUAGCAGGUUUCGGCUUGUCCUUGUGUUUUGUCGCAGCGGUGGUAAUUGUGGCGUACUAUUUUGAUAAAAAGAGAUCUUUUGCUACCGGUCUAUCGGUAUGCGGUAGCGGAAUCGGGACUUUUAUCUUCGCGCCUGUCACGCAGAAUCUUUUGGCAGAGUACGGCUGGAGAGGAACUACGCUGAUUCUGGCAGGAUUGUUUUCCAAUCUCGCUGUAUGUGGAUGUCUGAUGCGGGACCUCGAAUGGACUACCACCAGAGCAAAAGCGAAAACUCAAGAGAGGAAAAAGAAUCGAGAAAAGAAGAGAUCUAAAAUGCAGAGUUCCAGUGCAGAUUCCUUUUCCGCUACCAGCUCCGCAAACACGACUACGCAAACGCCUCACGGUGAUUCUAAAAGAGGUUUUGCAUCGGCUAACGCGAUGAUUAUUGAGAAUCUUCGGCCGCAGGAUGGAUGCGACGAGGAGAGUGGUGAGAAGUUAUUCUCUAGCUUGGUGAAUCUGCCUACCUUCGUCAAGAACGGGGAAAGAGUACCUCUUGAGGUGCUGGAAUUGCUCAGUACGAACAAGACCGUUUACAAUGUCCUUCUACAAAACUAUCCGAGUCUUUUGAUCUCGUCGAGGAGUUUUAGCGAUUCCGGGGCAUUACACGAUCAGUUGAGUACACCCUCGGCUCGAUUUAUAUCUACGCCGAGCCCAUUAGCUGAAUUGCGAGCUGAAGGUAAGGACAAGGGAAAUGAUAAUCGAAUUUUGCGCGGCGAUCAGCAGCACCAGCAGAAUCAGCAGCAGCAGCAGCAGCAGCAGCAGCAGCAGCAGCAGCAACAGCAGCAACAUCAAUCGGUAGAACCGGCAUAUUUAUGGUGGCUGAAGAAAAUCGAUUCCGACACUCCAUUAAGACGAUCUAGCACAUUGGAACAACCGAGGAGGCUGCCGACUGCUUAUUUAAAAGAUAUCAGAAUGCAUAGGCAUAGUCUGACUUACAGAGGCGCCAUGCUCAAUAUCAAUCGAUAUCGUUUGAGAGCUUCGAGUUGCCCGGACAUUUACAGAAAUUCAAUGACUACAAUUGCCAAGACGAAGCUCGUCUGGUACGCUGGACUCUGGGAAUUUUGGGAUUUGAUUGUUGAUAUGCUGGACUUUUCGUACUUUGCCGAUCCAAGGUUCCUGCUGUUUGCCGUCAGCAACUUUCUCCUGCACACGUGGUACGAUGUGCCUUACGUCUAUCUGACGGACAAUGCAAUCGAAGUUGGAUUUAGCGAAACGGAUGCGUCUAUUCUGAUCUCGGUGAUCGGGAUCGCUAACAUGGGCGGCGAGAUUCUUCUGGGUUGGGCUGGUGACAGGGCGUGGGUGAAUGCGUCUAUCGUAUAUGCAGUGUGCAUGGCGCUCUGCGGUAGCGUUACCGCUCUGAUACCGAUAGUUGUCAACGAUUAUUACACUCUAUGUGCAAUCUCUGGUGCCUUUGGAUUAUUCAUCGCAGCAAAUUACAGCCUCACCAGCAUCAUCCUUGUUGAGCUGAUCACCUUGGAGAGAUUUACGAACGCUUAUGGUCUUCUGUUACUCGUUCAAGGAAUCGCCAAUCUUAUGGGCCCUCCGCUAGCUGGAUGGCUGUACGAUAUCACAGGCACGUACGAUCUGUCCUUCUACUUGGCGGGAUUGUUCAUUGCGUUAAGCGGCGCAUUGUUAUUAGUGAUGCCUUUGAUUGGUUUGUAUCGAAAGUGUCGAAACGAAUCUAGAGGGGUAACUAGCAACAAAGAUUUCAAUGCGAUAAACAAUGUGUAAAUAUGCCGAUAUUUAUUGCGAAGGAGCCAGAGAAAAGUAAUCAUCUUCGAUAUGAUUCUAUCAAGCAAUUGUCAAGGGAUAUCAAAGGAAUUGCAACACACAUUGCGAAAAUGGGCAUCCCUUAAUUUCGUGGUAGUUGGUACUUGGUAGUGUCAUUCCGCGUAGCAAGCUAAAUACACGAGCCGGCUGUGGUGUAUUACAUAAUUAUAGUUAUAAUUAUAGUUUCUCGAAAUGCCUUUUCAGGUUCAUCGAUUUUCCGUGACGCGAUUAAUGCGAACAGCUCGAGGAAUGUUAUAUAUAAAGGAAAAAAUAGCAAGUCGCAUUGGUGAAGUGACUUUCCGACUCUGUGCGAUUAUCAAUUGAUGCGCUUUACCUGUAAACGAUUGCGAAAGUUAUCAGGUCGUUUCUAAUCUCUUAUAUAGACAUUGCGUAAAGAAAAUUAUUUCAAGAAUACAAACAUAGCUUUUUUGUAAUUUUUUGAAUAGCGUAGAGCGAUAUGUUACGAUAUAUAAUAAUAUCUAUAUGUACAAAUUAGGAACAUGCCGCUUGCGAUAUAAUAUAAAGUCAAAGAGCCUGCGGAAAGCGUAGUGAUGAGCUACGCGUUGCCGUCGAUGAUUUGUAUAUCUUGCCGAAUUGAUCAGAUAUAUAUUUUUCGCACGGCAACGACUAAUUGUAAGUAUAAUUUCGAAUCUCAGGAUACAAUAUCAGCAAUCGAUCAGCGUAUAUAACAGUUCAAAAUCGGCACAUCUGGUAUCCUGGUUUACGUGUUACAAGAAAAAAAGAAAAAAAACCGUAUGAGCUCUAUGCAUGCUUGUAGUGCUACUUCUUCGUCUCAAGCGAAUUGUAUUCUCAAGUUAGACUAUUGUACAGCUGACAAGUUAUCCCUUCUUCCCUCUGGAUAACGCGAAAAAUAUUGUAAAUUAAUCAUCACGCCACAUAAACCUAAACUUUUAUAAUUGUCUUCGUGUAACGCGCAUCCUUCGCGUACGAGUUUCACGAGUUACUUUCGCAUAUUUCUCAAUUAUAAUUUAACAAUUUUUAGUUGAAAUUCAAAUUAAAUUUAAUUUAAUUUUAUGUGCAUUACGUUCAAUUAGAUUUUGUAAUCGGCCGAAAAUGUUAAUGCGCUUAUUAUUACAAGUUACAAGUUUCAUUGUCACUUAACGGCUAAUGCAAAAAUUGAAGAUAGAAUAUAACAAAUUGGGAUAGCGAACAUUUCUUUAUUCUCGUGUAGAGCGCGAUGCGCAUAUUUCGUACGAAAAACACGUGUCUAUAAAAUAGACACAUGUGUAUAGCUUUUCUGUGAUCGCAAACUUGCCUUCUUAUCAAUUUUGCGAGUUACAAGUAGACUACUACCUCCGUUACUACAGCGUAUUCGUACGUACGUACAUAUACAUAUUAUACAUGUGGAUGUGCGUGCGUGCGUACGUACACGUGUGUGCAUGCAUGCGUGCACAUUAAUUUUCUUAAUCAUCAAGUGCAAUCUUUGCACUUACUAUUGCUAAUCCCUACUGUACUAUUGCUAUUUGUUUUUUUCUUUUUUGUUUUGUUUUGUUUUGUUCAAAAGAAGAGACACGUCGCGGGGAUACAACGUUAUUAUUUGUAACGAUUUACAAUCGUACAUACAUACAAUAACGAACGGAUGCAAUAAACAAGUGAGAAUAAGAUAACAUCAAUGUCAAAAUGUCAAAAUAAAUCAAAAUAAAAUAUGAAAAUUAAUAGAUUAAAGGAUUCCCAGAAAUAAUCCACAAUUGAAAUGUCGUAGGCUAAUGGUCCAUGUUAUACGUAUAAACAGUUAUAUUAAUUUAUUGCAGGGUAUUGACAUUUUAAUUCAUUGAUGUUAUGUUACUACUUGUUUGUGUUUUUACUGGGAAAAGUAUAGUAGCGAUAAUUGAAAAGUGUUACCAUUAUUACGAACACGAUGAAACAUUGGCAAUUAAGAGAGUCGAUCUUUACUCAUCUUGGAAUGUUUUAAAUGGAAUAUACAUACAAUUACUUACAAUUAGCAAAAUGAAAAUUUUGCAUUGCGAUGGAUAUCCAACGCCAUACGAGAUAGAGAGACGUUCUUUAAAACUAGUCAAAAUCGCCCUGUAUGAUCUUUUAGGUAUUUUAUCGAUUCCACGGAAAAAUUUUAUAUUCCAAAAAGAUAUCUGUUAUAGUCAGUAUAGGAAUACGCGUACGUACGUAUUAUACAUAACAUUACGAGGCCUUUAUACGGAGAAACAAAAUAUGAAAGAUAUUUACUGCUUUCACAAAUAUUAAGCAUUAGAUCGGUUAGGUAGCAACGACCGCGCGUUAACAUAUAACGAUUCGAGUUUCGAAUAUUAAAUUCUUUAUUGCAGUUAGAAUGCCGAACUGACAAUGAGAUAUAAUUUGAUACCCGAAAGUAUAACCACAAAUCACAGAUUGAAUGUUGAAUUGAAUUCCGAAAAUACUAUAGAACGUAUUUCCGAUUAGAUCACGAAUCGAUCAGUAUCACGUGUAUAUGCAAUGCGUAAGCGUAUCUGCAUGGUGCCAAGUCCAAAUUAUGAGAGUGCAAUAAUUUGUUUUUCCCAGCAUGUACGCUCGACUUGCAUUAUACAUCGGGCGCGUAAGUACGCCGCGCAGCCUUGUAUGGCAUCUACGAAAUGAGUAUAAAGCAAUAUUUUAAUAUAAAAAGAAAAAUUGUGUAUUUCAUAUAUUUACGAUAUCAAGUUGCCGGCUUCAUGAGAGUCUGACGACUUUCAACGGUAGUAUUAAGCGAUAUAUAUAUAUAUAGUUAUUAAGACGAGGAACGGGACGCAAAUAUAAUCUGUGAAAGGAUAAAUGAGGACUUUUUAAUAGAAUUCUGAAAAUGGGAAAAAGAAAGUCUCGGUGCGAUUCCUUCCAAUAAAAAAGAGUAUUUGCAAAAAAGAGUAUGUAGAAGGAAAGUUAAGCGCAAGUAUGGACGUUUCAAUUGUACGACGAUAAUUGCAGCAUUUCGCUUACAUUAUAUAUUGUAUGAAAUUUAAUUGUAUGUCAAGUCGUAUUAGAAAUUCGGCAUAUUGAAAAAUCUUGAAAAUUUUACCAAUCUUCAUCUAUAUUUCCAACGAUUCUGAUAUCGUUCAUUAGAUCGUUACGACAUAUAGCGAUCUAUAGCGCGUCCCUAAUGCAUCCAAUAUCUUGUGUAUACCUAAAUGUGAUUCGAUACACCUAUUGGCGCAAAAUAUUACUGAUUUAAACAUUCUUGUUGACUCUUAAAUAUUAAAGGAAUGAAUUUAUGAUUAGUCUCACAA
Messenger RNA from Wasmannia auropunctata (little fire ant), 7348 nucleotides. RefSeq lists its product as uncharacterized. The transcript is spliced from 5 exons. The record is from RefSeq and is a predicted model, not a curated record. Gene Ontology annotation, molecular function: monocarboxylic acid transmembrane transporter activity. Bases 1257 to 4097 code for a protein of 946 amino acids. Gene Ontology annotation, biological process: monocarboxylic acid transport; transmembrane transport. Lineage: Eukaryota; Metazoa; Arthropoda; Insecta; Hymenoptera; Formicidae.